This is a messenger RNA of Ornithorhynchus anatinus (platypus), 566 nucleotides long. RefSeq names its product ribosomal biogenesis factor (gene RBIS). Lineage: Eukaryota; Metazoa; Chordata; Mammalia; Monotremata; Ornithorhynchidae. The coding region runs from base 54 to 404 and encodes 116 amino acids. Gene Ontology annotation, cellular component: nucleolus. The record is from RefSeq and is a predicted model, not a curated record. Gene Ontology annotation, biological process: ribosome biogenesis. The transcript is spliced from 4 exons.
UUUGCUGCCAAGGAGGAUGUAUACCAGAUUAUGUUGGGAAGGUGCACCCUGGCAUGUGGGGCCAGCGGGUCACUUUAAUAUCAUGUAGAGCCAUGAUCCUGACAAUGGGUAAGAACAAAGCAAAGAGGUCCAAGUCAAAGAAUGUGUUUCAAGUGGCCAGCAAAAGGAACAUGAAGGCUAAAAACAAAGCAAAACCAGUCACAAGUAAUCUCAAGAAGAUAAGCAUUAUUAAUGAAGAAAAAAUUAAGUCUAUAAACAAGACACUUGCAGCUAUUCAAGAACAACUCACCCACUUGUCAAAAGGAAUCACAACUGAAGGUCCACAGAGACAUCUGAUUCCUAAGCAUCCUAAAGGAGAACUGACAGGCAUUGAAGAUGCUCUAAGAUUAAUGGCUCUGUUGUGAUCCCUAAAGGAAGCACUGUGCACCUUAAAAGAUUCACUUGCCAAUUAGGUCUGUUUGUACAAUUUUAUUUUAUUAAAAAAUCUUGUUAAUGUACAGGCAUUGGCACAUUUUAAUAUAAACUACAUAGAAAGCUUUCCUAAAAUCUAGGAAAGUGGAAUGUCA